This is a messenger RNA of Vitis riparia (riverbank grape), 1668 nucleotides long. RefSeq names its product alcohol-forming fatty acyl-CoA reductase-like. The record is from RefSeq and is a predicted model, not a curated record. Gene Ontology annotation, biological process: long-chain fatty-acyl-CoA metabolic process; suberin biosynthetic process. Bases 39 to 1511 code for a protein of 490 amino acids. The transcript has 10 exons. Gene Ontology annotation, molecular function: alcohol-forming very long-chain fatty acyl-CoA reductase (NADP+) activity. Gene Ontology annotation, cellular component: intracellular membrane-bounded organelle. NCBI's taxonomy places the organism in Eukaryota, Viridiplantae, Streptophyta, Magnoliopsida, Vitales, Vitaceae.
CUCUCUCUCUCUGCAGUUUCAUUGCUUAAUCAUCUCCAAUGGAGUUGGGUAGUAUCGUGGAGUUUCUUGAGAACAAGAGCAUCUUAGUCACUGGUGCAACCGGCUUUCUAGCAAAGAUUUUUGUGGAGAAGAUACUCAGGAUUCAACCAAACGUGAAGAAGCUUUUUCUUCUUCUAAGAGCAGCAGAUACCAAGUCAGCCACCCAACGCCUGCAUAACGAGGUGUUAGGGAAGGAGUUGUUUAGAGUUCUAAGGGACAAAUGGGGUUCAAAUUUAAACUCCUUUAUAUCAGAAAAGGUGACUCCCAUCCCUGGUGAUAUCUCUUGUGAGAAUUUGGGAGUGACAAACCUUAAUUUGAGGGAAGAGAUUUGGAGAGAAGUUGACGUUGUCCUUAAUUUAGCUGCAACAACCAAGUUUGAUGAAAGAUAUGAUGUUGCACUAGGUAUCAAUACAUUGGGAGCUAGUCAUGUUUUGAACUUUUCAAAGAAGUGUGUUAAAUUAAAGAUGCUUCUUCAUGUAUCCACGGCUUAUGUCUCAGGCGAAAGAGAGGGACUCAUACUAGAGAGCCCAUUGAAGAUGGGCAAGGCUCUCAAUGGGGCCUCAGGAUUAGACGUUGAUAAGGAAAAGAAACUUGUGGAGGAAGGACUCAAUGAACUCAAUGAACUUCAAGCUACAGAAGAAACAAUAUCUUUAACCAUGAAAGAAUUGGGCAUGAAAAGGGCAUUGAUGUAUGGAUGGCCAAAUACUUAUGUUUUCACAAAGGCAAUGGGGGAGAUGCUGUUAGGGCAGUUCAAGGAGAAUCUGCCUCUGGUCAUCCUUCGCCCCACCAUCAUAACCAGUACUUACAUGGAACCCUUUUCUGGCUGGAUUGAAGGAAUCAGAACAAUUGAUAGUGUAUUAGCUACUUAUUGCAAAGGAAAAUUGACAUGCUUCCUUGCUGAUCCAGAGUGUAUCCUGGAUGCGAUUCCAGGUGACAUGGUGGUGAAUUGUAUGAUUGUGGCAAUGGUGGCUCAUGCAAAUCAACCUUGUGAGAUGAUUUACCAAGUAGGGUCUUCGUUGAAAAAUCCUUUAAAAUUAGUAGAUCUUCAUGAUUUCUUCUUCAAGUAUUUCCAUGAGAAUCCAUGGAUCAAUAAGGAUGGAAAAGCUGUCAAAGUUAGAAAGUCUAUACUGUUCAGCACCACGUUUGUCUUCCAUGGAUACCUAGCUGUUCGCUACAUGCUACCUUUGAAGGUACUACAAUUUUUAAAUUUUUUACUUUGUCAAAUUCUCCGUGGCAUGUGUAAUGAUCACAAUCGAAAGAUCAAGAUGUUGAUGUGCUUGGUAGAGCUUUACAAACCCUACUUGUUCUUUAAGGGCAUCUUUGAUGACUUGAACACAGACAAGUUGCGACUGGCAGCAACAGAGAGCAGCUCAAAGGCUGAUUUGUUUUACUUUGAUCCCAAGUGCAUUGACUGGGAAGACUACUUCAUCAACAUUCACAUUCCUGGCGUCCUAAAGUAUGUGCUGAAAUGAUAAAACUCGAGGACUAGCCAGUAUUAAUUAAUUUCAAAGCAUUCGUAUUGUAGACCUUCUGUUGCAAAACAUGGAAAAUAAAGACAUUUUCUUCCGUUUGCUUCACUUGUAUUCCAAAACUAAGACAUAAAGCAUAUAUUAGAUAUUGUUUCUUUAA